Messenger RNA from Vigna unguiculata (cowpea), 858 nucleotides. Its product is annotated as 21 kDa protein pseudogene. The record is from RefSeq and is a predicted model, not a curated record. Lineage: Eukaryota; Viridiplantae; Streptophyta; Magnoliopsida; Fabales; Fabaceae.
CUCUCGCUCCCAUUUUUCUCACCCAACCAAAGUAAUCAUAAUCCAGAUACGAAAACAAUGGAGGCCAUAUCUUCAAAACACCUUAUCACGUUCCUUUUCGUGAUUCUCUCUUCUAGUUUCACCGCACACAGUGCAGGUCAAAGACCGUACCAAGAAGCGAGCACAGUGUUCAUCAGAACAUCGUGUAGUUCAACGACAUAUCCAAGACUGUGCUACAGCUCCCUGGUGAAGCAUGCAGACUUGAUCCAAACAAAUCGCGUGGUGUUGGCCGGCACGGCCUUGAACGUGACUCUUGCGUCGGCGAAAUCGACAUCGGCAAUGAUGACGGCGCUGGGGAAGAGACAGGGGCUGAAGCCGAGAGAGGUGGCGGCGAUGAAGGACUGCGUGGAGGAGCUGGGUGACUCGGUGGAUGAACUCAGAAGGUCCAUAGACGAGAUGAGUCAUCUGAGAGCGUCGAACUUUGAGAUGACGAUGAGCGACGUGCAGACGUGGGUGAGUGCUGCUCUGACCGAUGAGAGCACGUGCACCGAUGGCUUCCAAGAGACUGCCACCACCGCCGGUGGCACAAAUAUCAAGAGCACCGUGAGAGGGCAAGUUGUGCAGGUGGCGCAAUUGACCAGCAAUGCAUUGGCUUUGAUAAAUCAGCUAGCCAAUUCUCAUGGCUAACUCACACCACCAACCCAAAUAUGUGUUGCAGUUUAUGUCCCCGAUGUUCAACUGUUAAUGUCCCUGUCGAGUUCACCCAUUUCAGUUCUUUCAGUUAGGCUCUUAUGUUGUUUUUUUAUUUUUAUUUUUUUUUGUUGUUGUUUGGAUCACUUGUAUAAUUGUUAUAAAGUGAAGUUUCUGUUGCUAUUCAAA